AUGGAUCACAUAAAUAAAGACAACCUUCAUGAUUUAAACAAAAAGUUAACAGAAGAAAAUUAAAGACUAUCACUUCUUGUAUAUGGUUUAUAACGACAAUUACAAAAUGCUGCAGUUCAGAUCAAUUAUGUGCAAUAAAUUGAAGAAAAAUUAGAGUUGUUGCAAUUUGAGAUAAUCCAAUUAAAAAAAGAUAAUUAAUUAUUACAAGAAUAAACAUUCAUAUAUAAUGAGUAAUAAAUGCAAAAGGAUUAACUCUAAUUGUAACUUGAUAAUAUGAAAUCUGAAUAUGAGUAGAAGUUACAAUUUCUAAUUAAAGAAAAUAAGAGAUUAGGAAGACUUAAUAAAGAGAUAUAAACUAAAUAAACUUGCUCACUUGAAACAUAAGCAUAAAAAUUGGUUGAAUUAGGCAAUGAUCUAAAAAAUAAACUGGAAACUUUCAAUUAAUAAUCAAAUAAUCUCAAUUAAACUAUGAUAGGUCCCAAAGGUUUGACUAAAAAGAUUUAUGACAAUUUGAUCUAACAAUUGUAAACUACAGAUGAAAAGUCAUUCUAAAUUACCCAGUAUAAAAUUAUUAUUAUUCAUUUUAGUGCUAAAAGAUUACCAAUAAUAUAAGUAAAGGAAGUAAAAUAAUAACCAUACAGUUAAAAAAGCUUGGUUAGCAUACCUAUCAUUUCGAGUAUAACGAGUAUAAAAUGA
This is a messenger RNA of Paramecium pentaurelia, 696 nucleotides long. NCBI's taxonomy places the organism in Eukaryota, Ciliophora, Oligohymenophorea, Peniculida, Parameciidae. The record is from the annotation of a GenBank genome assembly.